GAUCGGCCCGCUGGCUACCCUGUGGUGAGAGUCCUCCGGGCGAGGUCUCCCGGGGACCGGCGGCUCCGGGGCGCACACGGGGCUCCCAGGACUCAGUGGUGCACGGACCUGGGUCUUUACGGCGGGUCCUGCCCAAGUCUCGCGAGAGCACGGCGGCAGGUCUCGCGAUACGCGGGCGCGGGCGCCGAGGAGGGAGAUCUGAGCGGUGGCGGCGAUCGCCGGUGUCUGAGCAGAGGGGCCAUGGAUGACCUGGGGGAAAACACCACUGUGCUGUCCACGCUGCGGUCUUUGAACAACUUCAUCUCUCAGCGGGUGGAGGCUGGGUCCGGCCUGGAUGCUGCCACCUCUGCCCCAGGUUCUCUGCAGACACAGUAUCAGCAGAGCAUGCAGCUGGAGGAACGAGCGGAGCGGAUCCGUUCCAAGUCCCAGGUGGUCCAGGUGGAGCGGGAGAAGAUGCAGAUGGAGCUGAGCCACAAGAGAGCACGAGUGGAGCUGGAGCGGGCGGCCAGCACCAGUGCCAGGUGCUACGAGCGCGAGGUGGACCGCAACCAGGAGCUGCUGACGCGCAUUCGGCAGCUGCAGGACCGGGAGGCUGAGGCUGAGGAGAAGAUGAAGGAGCAGCUGGAGCGCCAUAGGCUGUGUGAGCAGAGCCUGGCCGCUGCCGGCCAGAAGCUGCGGGAGAAGGAGGAUGGCCUGGCUGCGGCUGGGGAGACCAUCAGCACACUGAAGGGGAGGGUCUCCGAGUUGCAGUGGAGCGUGAUGAACCAGGAGAUGCAGGUGAAGAGCCUGGAGUCUGAGAAGCAGGAGCUCAAGGAGCAGCUGGCCUUGCAGCACAAGAAAUGUCAGGAGGCUAAUCAGAAGGUUCAGGAGCUCCAGGCCAGCCAGGAAGCCAGGGCCGACCAGGAGCAGAGGAUCAGGGAUCUGGAGCAGAAGCUGUCCCUGCAGGAACAGGAUGCCGCAGUCGUGAAGAAUAUGAAGUCAGAGCUGGUGCGGCUGCCCAAGCUGGAGAGGGAGCUGAAGCAGCUGCGCGAGGAGAGCGCCUACCUGCGGGAGAUGCGGGAGACCAACGGGCUGCUCCGGGAGGAGCUGGAAGGGCUGCGGCGGCGGCUGGGACGCCAGGAGAAGUUGCAGGAGAGUCUGGUCGUCCUGGAGCUGGAGAAGGAGAAGCUGCUGGCAAAGCUGCAGAGUUGGGAGCGGCUGGAGCAGACCACGGGCUUGAGCAUCAGGAGAUCAGAGGCCCACGCAUGCCCGAUUGGACCAGCUGCCGGCAGGUCUGAACGCCCAGCGCGGGCCACAAAGCACGCAGCAUCAGUCAGGCCUGGGGCUGGGGCCCAGCUGGCGGCCAUCUCUGGCCCGGAGGGGAGAACCCCGGAAGACCUGUCUGGGUUUGUCGUUGAGCUGCAGCGGCGGGAGCUGGCCUUGCAGGACCGGAACAACACCAUCACCACCAGCGCCCGAGGGCUGGAGAAGGCCCGGCAGCAGCUCCAGGAGGAGGUCCGCCAGGUCAGCAGCCAGCUGCUGGAGGAGAGGAAGAAGCGGGAGACUCAGGAGGCCUUGGCACGGAGACUACAGAAGCGGGUCCUGCUGCUGACGAAGGAGCGGGACGGCAUGCGCGCCAUCCUGGGUUCCUACGACAGCGAGCUGACUGCGGCCGAGUACUCACCCCAGCUGACGCGUCGCAUGCGUGAGGCCGAGGACAUGGUGCAGAAGGUGCACGCGCACAACUCGGAGAUGGAGGCUCAGCUGUCGCAGGCCCUGGAGGAGCUGGGAGGCCAGAAGCAACGAGCAGACAUGCUGGAGAUGGAGGUGAAGAUGCUGCAGUCCCAGUCCAGCGCUGCUGAGCAGAGCUUCCCGCUGUCCAGGGAGGAGGCCAGCUCACUCCGGUUGAAGAUUGAGGAACUGGAAGGGGAGCGCAGUCGUCUGGAAGAAGACAAGAGGAUGCUGGAAAUGCAGCUCGAGCGGUUCACCCUGCAGGGUGGCUACGACCAGAGCAGGACCAAAGUGCUGCACAUGAGCAUGAACCCGGCCAGCGCGGCCAAGCAGCGGCUCCGCGAGGACCAGGCCCGGCUGCAGGAGGAGUGUGAGCAGCUGCGGGAGCUCGUGCGCGCCCUGGAGCGAGGCGGCCCUGUCCCCGCUGACCUGGAGGCUGCUACAAGUCUGCCUUCGUCCAAGGAACUAACAGAGCUGAGGAAGCAGGUGGAGAGCGCCGAGUUGAAGAACCAGCGGCUCAAGGAGGUCUUUCAGACUAAGAUCCAGGAGUUCCGGAAAGUCUGCUAUGCGCUCACGGGCUACCAGAUUGACAUCACGACAGAGAACCAGUACCGGCUGACGUCCAUGUAUGCGGAGCACAAAGCCGACUGUCUCAUCUUCAAGGCCACAGGACCGUCGGGCGCCAAGAUGCAGCUGCUGGAAACGGCGUUCUCGAGCUCUGUGCAGGAGCUCAUCGAGCUGCACCUGCUGCGGCAAGACAGCAUCCCGGCCUUCCUCAGUGCCCUCACCCUCGACCUCUUCAGCCGCCAGACCGUGGCCUAGCCUGCGCCCAACCCCCGGCGGCAGCUGGCCACUCGGCUCCACGGGGGGAGGCAGGCAGCCACGCCCCCGACGCCCCUAGUCCAGCUCCAGGCCACACGCUGGCCCUCCUCCCAGGAGCCCUGUGGGCGUCCCCUGGAGCCGGCGGGGGGCCGAGCUGCCAGCGGGACAGAAGGCUCCACCCUCCCCCUCCCCCAGUACAUGCGCUGUGGCGGGUCCAGGUGAGGCCUGGGGGCCGUGUGGUCUCCCCUCCCCAGUGUGGGCUGCCGGCCGACGUCCCUGCUCCUCAUGAAAUAAAUUUUGCUCUUUGGCCACCC
This is a messenger RNA of Lutra lutra (Eurasian river otter), 2846 nucleotides long. It is a transcript of the gene MAD1L1, whose product is annotated as mitotic arrest deficient 1 like 1. The transcript is spliced from 19 exons. The coding region runs from base 241 to 2532 and encodes 763 amino acids. The record is from RefSeq and is a predicted model, not a curated record. NCBI's taxonomy places the organism in Eukaryota, Metazoa, Chordata, Mammalia, Carnivora, Mustelidae. Gene Ontology annotation, biological process: attachment of mitotic spindle microtubules to kinetochore; mitotic spindle assembly checkpoint signaling. Gene Ontology annotation, cellular component: nuclear envelope; mitotic spindle; kinetochore.